AUGCACCCACAUGGUGGCAUCGGGGCUGUUGCUGUGGUGCCCAUGCUGAGAGAAUGCAUGACGCCAUCUGCGAGUCGUCUGUGCUGGCCAUCUGCGGCGGGAAGAUGGAACAGGUGGCAACCGAUACGUCCGAUAUAUGUUGCGUUUCAGGCUGGGGGCGCUACCGCCUGCACCGCUCUGAGAUCAGAACUGCCCUUUGCCUCCUCGGUGCCACUACUGCGCUGUGUGGCCCUGGCGUGCAGCUGCAGCGUUCGGGCUGCACGUCGUCAGGUGGCCUUAGGCAGAGUGGCCAUCGACGGUUGCCGGGCUCAAGAUGAGAUGGAGUUGGUUGAGAAUGCUCGAGUUGUGACCGUUCUCAAGUCGAAGCGAGGCACACUUCAAGAGCUGGAGGCGCCUCCGCGCAAGGAGGUGUACAUCAAGUUAUACAAGCAACGUGGGGUCGUGUGCUCGCACAAACGGGAGUUACCAGAAGCACAGAUUGUUUCGGAUCUGUACCCAUUCGGUGCCGAAGACAGUCACUGCAUCGGUAGAUUGGAUUCUCGAAGUGAGGGGCUUCUGCUGGUCACUUCCGAUGGGUUUUUUACAAGGUCCGCGUCGAUGCCCGAAACGCACGUAGAGAAGGAGUACGUGGCGUUAGUCGGGGCCAUGGGAGCCCCUGGGUCCCUUAAGGAUUUUGAGGCACCGACGGAGGCGACCUUGAGGCAGUUGCGUGACGGCGUGGAUUUGGAGGAUGGGAAAGGUUUGGCUUCUGCUCUGGAGGCGGAAGUGUUGCAGUGCGAUGAGGCCUUGGGCCUUGCGAGGUUGAGAUUGGUGGUGGACUCUGGCCGCUAUCACCUUGUGCGGCGGAUGAUGGCUGCCUUGGGCCAUGGCCUGAGCUCAAGUUGCAUGUUCAAUCUGCAUGUUCACUGCACCUUCACGUUAUGUUCAAUGCCAUCGGGUGGCUCUGUUGCUAAUUGUCUGUUGCUAUCCUGUUCAGCCAAUUCCGGGAGGUUACAGCUGCAAACAGCUUAUCCGCACACGGCCGGGUUCUCGAGAGAGUUCUUGUAG
Messenger RNA from Symbiodinium natans, 1047 nucleotides. Lineage: Eukaryota; Dinophyceae; Suessiales; Symbiodiniaceae. The record is from the annotation of a GenBank genome assembly.